AUGGUGGACUACGUCGGUACUAUCGACCGGCUGGUCGCUCGUGCGACCGACGUGAGUGACACCUCAAGCUCUGCGUCCGCUUUCUUGACCACCCUGGUUCCGUCCUUGAUCUCGUUCGCCGUCAUGGUCUUCCUGUUCAUUCUAUUGCGUAAGAGGGAGCACCGCAUGUACAUGCCCCGCACAUACAUCGGCUACCUGAAGGACUGGCAGCGCACCCCCGAUACCCCGACCGGCUUUUGGAACUGGGUCAAUUCCAUGUACCAGCUGCCCGAUACCUACGUCCUGCAGCACCACUCCAUGGAUGCUUACCUCCUGUUGCGCUUCCUGAAGACCAUCUCUUUGAUCAUGCUUGUCGGCUGUAUUAUCAUCUGGCCCAUUCUCUUCCCCGUCAAUGCCACUGGCGGUGGUACUCAGACUCAAUUGGAUCUGCUGAGCAUGUCCAACGUGUCCAGUGAUCAGUAUGGUCGUUACUACGCCCACUGCUUCCUCGCGUGGAUCUACGUUGGAUUCAUUUUCGUCAUGAUCACCCGUGAGCACAUCUACUUCAUCAACCUGCGCCAGGCCUACUUGUUUUCUCCCGCCUACGCCAGCCGUAUCUCUUCCCGCACCGUGCUUUUCUCUGCGGUGACUGAGGAUUACCUCAACAAGGACAAGAUUCGUGGUAUCUGGGGCGAAUCCAAGGUCAAGAAUGUCUGGCUUGCAACCGAUACCAGUGAGCUCGAGGACAAGGUUAAGGAGCGUGAUGAUGCUGCCAUGAAGCUCGAGGGUGCCGAAACCAAGCUCAUUAUGCUCGCCAACAAGGCCCGUGCUAAGGCCCUGAAGAAGCAGGGUAUCCCUGAGGAUGGUAACGCUGAAGAGGAGAUCGGACAGUUUGAUGAUGAGUCUGGCUCCGUCGCUGCGCGCUGGGUUGAGGCCAAGAACCGCCCUACCCACCGCCUGAAGUUGCUCAUUGGCAAGAAGGUUGACACUAUCAACUGGUGCCGAUCCGAAAUUGAGCGUCUGUCCCCCGAGAUUGAGGAGUUGCAGGCCAAGCACCGUGCUGGUGAUGCUAAGCUCGUCACUUCUGUGUUUGUCGAGUUCUACCACCAGUCUGAUGCCCAGGGUGCCUACCAGUCUGUCACUCACAACCUUCCUUUGCAUAUGUCGCCCCGCUACAUUGGCCUGGACCCCACUCAGCUGAUCUGGAGUAACCUCCGCAUCAAGUGGUGGGAGCGUCUCGUUCGCCACAGCGCCACCGUUGCCUUUGUCUGCGCGUUGAUUAUCUUCUGGGCUAUCCCCACUGCCGUUGUUGGUUGUAUCUCCAACAUUAACUUCCUGGUUGCCAAGGUUCCUUUCCUGUCCUUCAUCAACGAUGUCCCCAGCUGGAUCAAGGGUGUGAUCACUGGUCUCCUGCCCUCUAUCAUGAUGGCCGUUCUCAUGGCCCUGGUUCCGAUCAUCAUGCGCAUCAUGGCCAAGAUUGGCGGUGACCCCAGCCAGGCGGCUGUUGAGCUGACCACCCAGAACUACUACUUCGCCUUCCAGGUCGUUCAGGUCUUCCUGGUGGUUACUCUGUCUUCUGCCGCUACCAGUGUGAUCACCUCCAUCAUCGAUGACCCCUCAUCUGCGGCCACUUUGCUUGCUAGCAACAUUCCCCGCGCCUCGAACUUCUACAUCUCCUACAUUGUUCUGCAGGGUCUGUCUUUCAGCGCUGGUGCUCUCUUGCAGAUCAGUGGUCUGAUUGUUGGCAAGAUCCUGGGUAAACUCUUCGACAAGACUCCUCGCAAGAUGUACAAGCGUUGGUCCAACCUUUCUGGUCUCACCUGGGGAACUGUUUACCCCGUGUUCACUAUGCUCACCACCAUUGGUAUCAUCUACUCUUGCAUUGCCCCAUUGGUUAUGGGUUUCUCGUGCAUCGGUCUGUACCUGUUCUACUUCGCCUACCGGUACAACGUGCUCUACGUGUCGAACGCCACCAUCGAUACCCAGGGCAAGGCCUACACUCGCGCUCUGCAGCACCUCACUGUUGGUUGCUACAUCCUGAUUGUGUGCUUGAUCGGUCUGUUCGCUAUUGCCAGUGGCUCUAACCAGAUGGCCGUCGGUCCCCUGAUCCUCAUGAUCAUUUUCCUGGUCUUCACCAUCCUGUACCACAUGGCUAUGAACAGCGCCAUGGAGCCGCUCAUUCACUACCUCCCCAAGAAUCUCGAGGCUGAGGAGGAGGCUCUUCUGGCCUUUGACCGCAAGGAGCUAGGCUCAGUUGACGAGACUAACGGUGCUCAUGCUCCUCUGGUCGAGAAGGAUCACAACGGUGUUUCCAAUGUCGACAGCGGCGUUGGCAAUGUUGACUCCGCUGAGAAGGGUCUUAACGGUGACUCCACCGCCGCUCCCCCCAAGGCCAACUUCUUGGUGCGCUGGGCCCGUCCCGACAUCUACCACAACUAUGCUGCUCUGCGUCGUCUGGUGCCCAACCCUCUGGAUAUCCAGUCCUACCCCGAGGAUGCUGAGCGCGAUGCUUACUUGCACCCCGCCGUCACUGCCCAGCCCCCUCUGCUCUGGAUUCCCCGUGAUUCCCUGGGAAUCAGUAAGCAGGAGGUUGCGCACACCAGUCGUGUCAUCGCUAUCACCGAUGAGGACUCCUGGCUUGACGAGAAGAACAAGAUCAACUGGAACGUGGAGAAGGGCCAGCCCCCGAUCUACGAGGAGAAGAUCUCCAUCUAA
Penicillium pulvis is the source of this 2694-nucleotide messenger RNA. RefSeq lists its product as uncharacterized. The transcript has 3 exons. Gene Ontology annotation, molecular function: calcium-activated cation channel activity. The coding region runs from base 1 to 2694 and encodes 897 amino acids. The record is from RefSeq and is a predicted model, not a curated record. Gene Ontology annotation, cellular component: plasma membrane. NCBI's taxonomy places the organism in Eukaryota, Fungi, Ascomycota, Eurotiomycetes, Eurotiales, Aspergillaceae.